Molecule: messenger RNA, 2035 nt
Organism: Chrysochloris asiatica (Cape golden mole)
Lineage: Eukaryota; Metazoa; Chordata; Mammalia; Afrosoricida; Chrysochloridae
Gene: ST7
Product: suppression of tumorigenicity 7
Exons: 16
Coding region: 215-1819 (534 amino acids)
Source: RefSeq, a predicted model, not a curated record
GAGACCUUUCCUUUCUGUCACUCGGGAGAAAACUGAAGCUCGUGAGAGGAGAAUCUGGCAGCUGGACACGGCUUGGACUGCAUUGUCUGGCCUCAUGACCCCUGCUGAGUAGCCGGCUCAUCUCUCACAAGUACUCUCUCCUCGCUGUUUCUUCCUUUUUUUUUUUUUCUUUCUUCUUCUGAUUUUUUUUUUACAGCAGCAUCUGGAGCCAGCCAUGUUUGGCACUGAAUCUUCCUUGAGCAUGUUUUUGAACACACUAACACCGAAGUUCUACGUGGCCCUGACCGGCACUUCCUCGCUAAUAUCAGGGCUUAUCUUGAUAUUUGAAUGGUGGUAUUUUCGCAAGUAUGGAACAUCAUUCAUUGAACAAGUCUCAGUGAGCCACUUGCGCCCCCUUCUGGGAGGGGUUGACAACAACUCCUCCAACAAUUCUAACUCCAGUAAUGGGGACUCAGAUUCCAACAGGCAAAGUGUCUCAGAAUGCAAAGUAUGGCGAAAUCCACUAAAUUUGUUUAGGGGCGCUGAAUAUAAUCGGUACACGUGGGUGACAGGACGAGAGCCUCUGACUUAUUAUGACAUGAAUCUCUCAGCCCAGGAUCACCAGACCUUCUUCACUUGUGACUCUGACCAUCUGCGUCCUGCAGAUGCAAUAAUGCAAAAAGCCUGGAGAGAGAGAAACCCCCAAGCUAGGAUUUCUGCAGCCCACGAAGCCUUGGAGAUAAAUGAAAUUAGGUCCAGAGUUGAAGUUCCCCUAAUUGCUUCCUCUACCAUCUGGGAGAUAAAAUUGUUACCAGAGUGCGCAACUGCUUAUAUUCUCUUGGCUGAAGAGGAAGCGACAACCAUUGCUGAAGCAGAGAAGCUCUUCAAGCAGGCGCUGAAGGCUGGAGAUGGUUGUUACCGGCGUUCUCAACAGCUACAGCAUCACGGAUCCCAGUAUGAAGCCCAACAUAGACGAGACACCAAUGUCUUGGUCUACAUCAAACGAAGGCUAGCGAUGUGUGCCAGAAGACUCGGGAGGACCAGGGAAGCAGUGAAAAUGAUGAGAGAUCUAAUGAAGGAGUUCCCUCUCCUGAGCAUGUUCAACAUCCAUGAAAACCUUUUAGAAGCCCUCCUGGAACUACAGGCAUAUGCUGAUGUUCAGGCAGUCUUAGCAAAGUAUGAUGAUAUAAGCUUACCAAAGUCGGCAACAAUAUGCUACACAGCUGCCUUGCUCAAAGCAAGAGCUGUCUCUGACAAAUUCUCUCCCGAGGCUGCAUCUCGGCGGGGGCUGAGCACAGCAGAGAUGAAUGCGGUAGAGGCCAUUCAUAGAGCUGUGGAAUUCAAUCCUCACGUGCCAAAAUACCUACUAGAAAUGAAAAGUUUAAUCCUACCCCCAGAACAUAUCCUGAAGAGAGGAGACAGCGAAGCAAUAGCAUAUGCUUUCUUUCAUCUUGCGCACUGGAAGAGAGUAGAAGGGGCUUUGAAUCUUUUGCACUGUACGUGGGAAGGCACUUUUCGGAUGAUCCCUUAUCCCUUGGAAAAGGGGCAUCUAUUUUAUCCUUACCCAAUCUGUACAGAAACAGCAGACAGAGAACUGCUCCCAACUUUCCAUGAAGUCUCAGUUUACCCGAAGAAAGAGCUUCCCUUCUUCAUCCUCUUUACUGCUGGGUUAUGCUCCUUCACAGCCAUGCUGGCUCUCCUGACACACCAGUUCCCGGAACUCAUGGGAGUCUUCGCCAAAGCUUUUCUCAGCACUUUGUUUGCCCCGUUAAACUUCGUCAUGGAGAAAGUAGAGAGCAUCCUCCCAUCCAGUCUGUGGCACCAGUUGACGCGGAUCUGAGGGAAGCCCACUGGCUUACACCUACCUUGCUGGCUGGCUGUCACCAUCUCUUCCGUGCCAACUCCCUGUGGACCGCAAGAAAGCAUGACUUUGAAACAGGGAAGCCAUUCUGAGACUUAGAAACAUUCAUGGACUGUCUGUUCCAUAUUAAAACUGUUUUUGUUGUACAAAAUUCAUUGAUGUUCAGUUCUAUUAUAUUUUGCCUUCAGAAAAGAA